AUGAACACGGUGAUUGCAAUGGCUCUCUUGGCUGUAUAUGAAAUCGGCCAGCCCAGCACAGCAGCAAAUGUGAUGACGACACUCAGCUCAGCUUUGGCGCUCAUUGGCGCUUUCCAGCUAACUCGAAUGGACGAUCCAAAUUUCUCAACAUCCGCUCAGUGGCUGUCCAAGCCCAAGAAUUGGGUUGUGGAAGAAGGCCGCCGUCGAGUUGUCUGGAUGAUCAUCAGUUUAGCACGAUGGGUGGCUGUUGUUUCGGCACGAGCUCCCCAAGCCUUGAGGAGGUCCGACAUCCAGCUACUUCUGCCUGUCAGCAAUAAUGCUUGGGUUUCCGCUGUGAGUGGCUCUAGUCAAUGCGCCCCUGUUCUUGGGGAGUUUUUCCUAAUCGAUUACAAGGGCAAUACCAGACCUGGGACGGAGUUAAUACUCCAGGCUAAUGGCUGCAGUACAUCGGGCCCUUUUGCUCGAUUCGUCCAGGCUCAAGACUUCGUCGCCCAGCUCCAAGAAUUUAAACAGUCUCAACACGACCCAGCACAUGAUCCUCAGACACAACACAAGCGAGGAUCAGAACUAUAUACUGCCAUGCAAAGAUUCAUACAGGAGUUCCCGUUAGAUUGGGAACAACAAAUAUCGCGCCGCGAUGAAUGCAUGCUAGAUUCCACGACACUAUGCAUAGCUCACUGGUGGGUAUCUCCAUACAAGGAAUUCCUCACACUGGGCGUGCGUGUCUAUUACUUCAUGGACCACAACCACAACAAGUCCCGAUAG
This is a messenger RNA of Clonostachys solani, 765 nucleotides long. NCBI's taxonomy places the organism in Eukaryota, Fungi, Ascomycota, Sordariomycetes, Hypocreales, Bionectriaceae. The record is from the annotation of a GenBank genome assembly.